UGGGCUAUAAUGAAACCCGGACUGUCUUACCUACGGCUAUACGACUACGGCUACGGCUAUACCGAAAUCUCACUUCUCAGCUCACCUGGAGCUCAGUUGAGUCUUGAUAAGUGCGUCGCACAGUUGUAAUCGCGCUUCGCAAAGUUAUCACAAUGGAAAGUCGCAAGUCUCAUUAGAAACACGUCUUUUAUAAAGUGAAUGUUGGUUAACUACUGAGUCUUAUGGUUAUUUUUCUUGUGUGUUCGAAGUGAAAGUGCAAUCAAUACUUCAUAUCUUCUCUUAAGAAAAAAAUAAAAAAGAAAUUUUGCAAAACAAAACAAAAGAUUAACCAAAUUUGUUAAUUGAAAAUAUAAAAAUAUUCGUUAAAAGUUUGGAUUAAUACGAAUUCUGCCAGCAGAGAAAAAACCACAACUGGUUUUUGGAUAAAAUAUUGUUUCUAUACAAAAAAGGGAAUGUUUUGACGUGCAAAUUAUUUGACUGAAAGCCAACAUUAAUCAAGAUGACAGUAGUGUAUGACAAAGAAAAACAGAGUGGCCGUCAGUUCGAGUCGAAAGCUAUUGACAGCAACAUUGAGGAAACUGAACCGUUAACAUGGAAGUUUUGGAGGAAACGUCGUUACAUCGUUGUCCUGAUGGCAUUUUUUGGAUUCUUCAAUGUCUACUCGUUGCGUGUGAAUUUGAGUGUUGCGAUUGUAGCCAUGACAGAAAAUCGAACGAUGACCGCUGAAGAUGGUUCGAUUUACUAUGAACAAGAUUUUCCUUGGGAUUCAAAACAGAAGGGUUUGAUACUAAGUUCAUUCUUCUAUGGAUACAUUCUGACACAGUUUUUGGGUGGUUUGAUUGGAGGACGCAUUGGAGGAAAUCUAGUAUUUGGAAUUGGCAUUGGAAGCACAGCGAUUUUGACAUUGCUCACACCUUUAGCUGCGUCACACAGUCUUGGGAUGUUCCUUGCUGUGAGAAUCGUUGAAGGAAUCUUUGAGGGUGUAACGUUCCCAUGCAUCCAUGCAGUUUGGUCCCGUUGGUCACCACCUUUGGAAAGAUCUCGAAUGGCUUCAAUAGCCUUUGCUGGCAAUUAUGCUGGCACCGUUGUUGCAAUGCCACUGUCUGGUAUAUUUGCCACAAAAUACGGUUGGGAGAGUGUGUUCUAUAUUUUCGGGACGAUUGGGUGCAUUUGGUUUGUUUUGUGGGUGAUAAUUGUCAAAGAAGGUCCCGAAAAGGAUCCACACUGCUCGAUGGAGGAAAGAGAGUUUAUUGAGAAGAAACUUGGAACUGUUGGUCGAACUAACGUCAAACAUCCUUGGAAAGAGAUUUUCAAAUCGCCACCAGUGUACGCUAUAAUAGCUUCGCAUUUUUCAGAGAAUUGGGGAUUCUACACGUUGUUAACUCAGUUACCGACUUUCUUAAGGGAUGCUCUUAAUUUCAAUUUGGAUAAGACUGGAUUCCUCUCUGCUGUUCCAUAUCUGGCUAUGGGCAUUUUGCUCGGUGUUUCAGGAUACCUCGCAGACUGGGUGCAAGUCAAAGGCUAUCUGACUACAACUCAAGUUCGUCGCUACUUCAAUUGUGGUGCUUUCCUUGCACAAACCGUCUUUAUGAUUUUGACAGCCUACUUCCCGGAUCCUUUGUGGAGUGUUGUCUAUAUAACCAUAGCUGUUGGACUAGGAGCUUUUGCUUGGUCUGGAUUUGCAGUUAAUCACUUGGAUAUUGCUCCACAACACGCCAGUGUUUUGAUGGGAAUCGGAAACACUAUAGCUACAAUUCCAGGAAUUGUUAGUCCCCUGCUUACAGGAUAUAUAGUUCAGGAACAGAGCACUGAUGAAUGGCGUAUAGUUUUCUUCAUAUCUGCAGGAAUAUACUGCGUAGGCUGUGUUAUUUAUUGGUUAUUUGCCUCUGGAGAACUUCAAGAUUGGGCCAAAACUCCCGAACAGCUUGCAGCUGAAGCUGAAGCUAGAGCAGUUCUAAGGGCAGAACAACCGGUAGUUGGUGGUUAUACAAACGAGGCUGUAGAAUUAAAAGAAUAAUAAACUUGCCAAUAUUAUUUAUGUAGAUGUAUUAAAAAUUCCUUUGUGAUAGGUUAGAUUAAUGAUAAUUCACAUUUAAUUCCUUAUACGAGUAUGUUAUGUUGUUAAAAGUUUAUUUAAGCCCAAAAGUGCAAUACAAAUAAUAAAAAAAUAAAAUAUA
Messenger RNA from Eupeodes corollae, 2177 nucleotides. It is a transcript of the gene MFS9, whose product is annotated as sialin. Gene Ontology annotation, biological process: transmembrane transport; monoatomic anion transport. Lineage: Eukaryota; Metazoa; Arthropoda; Insecta; Diptera; Syrphidae. Gene Ontology annotation, cellular component: plasma membrane. The record is from RefSeq and is a predicted model, not a curated record. The transcript has 7 exons. Gene Ontology annotation, molecular function: transmembrane transporter activity. The coding region runs from base 500 to 2017 and encodes 505 amino acids.